Abrus precatorius (Indian licorice) is the source of this 1943-nucleotide messenger RNA. Its product is annotated as phosphoribulokinase, chloroplastic. Gene Ontology annotation, cellular component: chloroplast; cytoplasm. The record is from RefSeq and is a predicted model, not a curated record. Bases 481 to 1713 code for a protein of 410 amino acids. Gene Ontology annotation, molecular function: ATP binding; phosphoribulokinase activity. The transcript has 5 exons. Lineage: Eukaryota; Viridiplantae; Streptophyta; Magnoliopsida; Fabales; Fabaceae. Gene Ontology annotation, biological process: carbohydrate metabolic process.
CAGCCUUUCAUGUUGGUUUUUAUCACUUAUGCCAUAACCUCAUCAAUUCCCCAUUUUUUAAUAACUUGAAAUAUCUGUUGUUGCUUUUGUCUUUUUAUAUUUUCUUAAGAGAGAUAAAAAAGAAAAUACGAAAAGGACAACUAUACCCCUUUCAUGCUGAUUGAUUUCAAUAAACUCCUGAUUUUCUUGCAUUAAAAUUACCUCCAAAUUUGUCCAAAACCAGGGGUAGUCACAGAAACCCAUAAACAAGAAGACACCUUAGUUUCCUCUCUUUUUUUUUCCUGCUGAAAUGCCUUUGGUUUGGUUUUAAUUCCACCUCAUAUUUUAUAUGUGUUCCAAACUUCUUCUUGGAAUGUCCCCUCCAUAAUCCUCAAAACACAAGCCAACUUAACACCUCUUCUUCUCUAGAAAUUCUAUUAAGUGGAUAGAGGGGAGAGAGAGAGAGAGAGAGAGAGAGAGAGAGAACGUGAGUAGGAAAUAAUGGCAGCUUGCACUGUCUACUCAACACAGUCUCUCAGCACAAAUUGCUCCAUCUCAAUCCCAUCAAAAACACAAUUGGGUUUUCAUCAAAAACAAGUAGUUUUCUACACCACAAGUAGGAGGAACAGCAAGAGAGGCAGCAACACUGGCAGCCCCUAUGUGAUAACAUGUGCAGCAGGUGACUCGCAGACAGUGGUGAUUGGUCUAGCUGCUGACUCAGGUUGUGGGAAAAGUACUUUCAUGAGGAGGUUGACCAGUGUGUUUGGAGGAGCAGCUGAACCACCAAAGGGUGGCAACCCUGAUUCCAACACUCUCAUCAGUGACACCACCACAGUGAUAUGCUUAGAUGAUUACCAUUCAUUGGAUAGAACGGGUAGAAAAGAGAAGGGUGUCACUGCACUUGAUCCAAGAGCGAACGAUUUUGAUCUCAUGUAUGAACAAGUUAAAGCUCUUAAGGAUGGAAUUUCUGUUGAAAAACCCAUUUACAACCAUGUCACUGGUCUCUUGGAUCCACCAGAACUCAUUAAACCUCCUAAAAUCUUAGUCAUUGAAGGUUUGCAUCCAAUGUUUGAUGCUCGGGUUAGAGAACUCUUGGACUUUAGCAUCUACCUAGACAUUAGCAAUGAGGUGAAAUUCGCUUGGAAAAUUCAGAGAGACAUGGCAGAACGUGGACAUAGUCUUGAAAGCAUCAAGGCUAGCAUUGAAGCAAGAAAGCCUGAUUUUGACGCUUAUAUUGAUCCACAAAAGCAAUAUGCAGAUGCAGUAAUAGAAGUGUUGCCAACCCAACUCAUUCCAGAUGACAAUGAAGGUAAGAUUUUAAGGGUGAGAUUAAUACAGAAAGAGGGGGUUAAGCAUUUUAGCCCAGUUUACUUGUUUGAUGAGGGCUCUACCAUUUCUUGGAUACCCUGCGGAAGGAAGCUUACAUGCUCUUAUCCUGGCAUCAAAUUCUUCUAUGGACCAGACACUUACUUUGGAAGCGAGGUGUCCGUUGUAGAAAUGGAUGGGCAAUUUGACAGAUUAGAUGAACUAAUAUAUGUUGAAAGCCACCUUAGCAACCUCUCUAGCAAGUUCUAUGGAGAAGUUACUCAACAAAUGUUGAAGCAUGCUGAUUUCCCAGGUAGCAACAAUGGAACAGGUCUGUUCCAAACCAUAGUUGGUUUGAAGAUAAGAGACCUAUAUGAGCAGAUAAUAAGCACUAAGGUUGAGACUCCAGUAGGAGCAGCAAAGGCUUAGGAACCUGCCAUAUAUAUACGCAAUGGACAAGGCAGCUAUUGAAUUCUCAAUAUCAUUUUCUUCUUCUUUCACGCUUUGCAUAUUUCCACUGUCUUUCAUGCUAUUUUGUCUAUUUUUAGGCUGUUCUUCAAGACGAUGAAAAACACUUUGCAUGUAUUUAUCUGAGCUGUUGUUACUCAUAAUACAGAGAAGGAAAAGCAGUGCCGAGAUUCAGUUAUGUUGAUACAAGA